Molecule: messenger RNA, 1599 nt
Organism: Arctia plantaginis
Lineage: Eukaryota; Metazoa; Arthropoda; Insecta; Lepidoptera; Erebidae
Source: the annotation of a GenBank genome assembly
AUGAGUGAAUUUUGUCGUGUUGUUCCAUGGUAUAACAGUGAUGAGUGGCAGAAAGUUUACGAGGAACUCUCUGAUUCGUCAUCAAACAAAGAAAAUGCACUUAACAUAUUACUAGUGUGGAAAGCGAGAUGUCCGUCUCUUCCAUCUGGCAUAGAGUCGACAUUGUCCUUAUUACAGGUUCACGUUGAGGAUAUCCAACAUAAUGAAAACGUGAACAAUGAUCAGCUCCUUCGUCUAGCUUAUUCAUCUGCUAUAAUGCGUUUUGUAAAUCAUAUGCUGGACACUGAGACUAUUAAAGGCAGCAGUUUAUAUCAAGCCGCGAAAAACCUAGGUGUUCCUGACUGGAUUGUCGAUUUAAGACAUGAUACCGCUCAUAGUAACAAUCUUCCAUUGAUUACAUUGCUCAGAGAGGCAUGUACAAUAAGUUUGCAGUGGCUUCAACACAACUAUUGGGAUAAAUACAAACCAAACAUAACAGAUUGUGUAUCUAGCAAAAAAGAGGUUGCUAGCGAAGAUGUUAAUAAAAUUUCUAUGUUGAUCAAUUUAUAUGCCUCACUAAGCAUAUGUGCUCAUCCAAACUGCAAAAUCAAAAAUUUAUCAGAAAUACCUAAUACAGAAAUGAGUGAAUCAAUUGCAAAUGAUACCGAAGAUUUGUUUGGGGACCGUGUUGAUUUAACUAAUGUAAAGACUAUGUCUAUCAUGUCAUUAAUUAAUAUUUUAAAUUUAGAAAGUAAAAACCUACUGAAAAUCCCAGAUGUUUCCACACAUGUGAAUGAAGCUGUUCUAGGAGAAGAUUCUUUAUUUAUGUCUCGAGAGCUACUCUAUUUCUUUAGUGCUAAUGAUUUUAAACAUAAAAAUAGAUUGAAUAAUAGUUAUAUGCAAUGUUUUGAGGUUCUACUUAAAUUUCUACACAAAAAUGAUUUACUGCUUAAGUUUAUAUUGGAUCUUGUGAAAAUCACACAGAACUGUGAACAACAUUUUAAAGCUCGCCUUGCAGCAUUAUGGCUGUCAGAAAUAUUACUGGCAUUGAAGAGGUGCAACGAGUUCUCUCUAAAAAUCAAGAAAAUGUCAGUUGAUGACAAACAGUCUAGGAAUAAGAAAGACUUGACCAAAUUAUAUCAUCAUUGGUUUCCUAGCCCUAAGAAAAAUAACCUUAUGCUAGAUCUUCAGAAAGCAGUACCAAGGGAAUUACAAGAUAUUAACUAUAUUCAACCAAUAAUAGCUGCAUAUAAUCCAUUUCUUGUUUAUUUUAUACGAAAUCUUUUAAACUUGAUAGAUCCCUCUAUACCAAAUUCUGUGGCAGAAAGAGUGUACAAAUUAGCAGAAGUGAUUUCAACACCAGAAAAGUUCCCAUCACCUGCCAAUGUCAUAUACACUGAGGAUGAUCUCAAGUCAGUUAAUGAAGAUCUUGUUAAUAGUGAAGAAAUUACUGAAGAUAUACAACUUACAGAAAAGUGUGUUCCUAAAUCUGUACGAGACAGCCAAGUCAUUAAUGGCAUUUGGAGAUUAGCAUCAAAAAAUCACAACUGGUCUUCAUGUCCUAUUGGACAACUUCCUUGGCAGCAAAAGCACUAUAAUCAUGAAGCUCUGAAUUCCUAA